Maniola jurtina (meadow brown) is the source of this 820-nucleotide messenger RNA. RefSeq names its product 60S ribosomal protein L10 (gene RpL10). Gene Ontology annotation, molecular function: structural constituent of ribosome. NCBI's taxonomy places the organism in Eukaryota, Metazoa, Arthropoda, Insecta, Lepidoptera, Nymphalidae. Gene Ontology annotation, biological process: translation; ribosomal large subunit assembly. Gene Ontology annotation, cellular component: ribosome; cytosolic large ribosomal subunit. The coding region runs from base 125 to 784 and encodes 219 amino acids. The transcript is spliced from 5 exons. The record is from RefSeq and is a predicted model, not a curated record.
AUAAAACCAUAGAGUACAAGAGAGGUAACGUCAAUUUUGAAUUCUGUCAAAACUCAAAUUCGAUUUGUCAAACUGUGUUGUCAAAUUUCUUUCAAAGUCGGGGUGUCACUUUGUGAAGUUCACAAUGGGGCGCCGACCAGCGAGAUGCUAUCGGUACUGUAAAAACAAACCGUAUCCAAAAUCACGGUUUUGCCGUGGUGUGCCUGAUCCUAAGAUUCGCAUCUUUGACUUGGGCAAAAAGAGGGCUGGCGUGGACGACUUCCCUCUAUGCGUGCACCUUGUGUCGGACGAAUAUGAGCAGCUCAGUUCGGAGGCCCUGGAGGCGGGGCGAAUUUGCUGCAACAAAUACCUGGUGAAGAACUGUGGUAAAGACCAGUUCCACAUCCGCAUGAGGUUGCAUCCAUUCCACGUUAUCCGCAUCAACAAAAUGUUAUCGUGCGCUGGGGCUGAUAGGCUCCAGACAGGGAUGCGCGGCGCGUUCGGCAAGCCGCAGGGCACGGUGGCGCGCGUGCGCAUCGGCCAGCCCAUCAUGUCGGUGCGCUCCACCGACAAGUGGAAGGCGCAGGUCAUCGAGGCGCUGCGUCGUGCCAAGUUCAAGUACCCCGGCCGCCAGAAGAUCUACAUCUCCAAGCGGUGGGGCUUCACGAAGUACGACCGGGACGAGUUUGAGAAGCUGCGCGAGGAGGGCCGCCUGGCCAACGACGGCGUCAACGUGCGCUACCGGCCCGAGCACGGCCCGCUCGACUCGUGGCGCAAGGUGCAGGUCGAGAUACACAACAUGUAGGCUCACUUUGUAACAAAUACACUAUGGUUUCAUUAU